Molecule: messenger RNA, 799 nt
Organism: Musa acuminata AAA Group (dessert banana)
Lineage: Eukaryota; Viridiplantae; Streptophyta; Magnoliopsida; Zingiberales; Musaceae
Product: phylloplanin-like
Exons: 3
Coding region: 39-620 (193 amino acids)
Source: RefSeq, a predicted model, not a curated record
UUAGCAACUCCUGCAUCUGCAACUUUCCGCCCAUAACAAUGGCUUUGACGAGGCCUUGCCUUCUUCCGGUGCUCAUGUUUGUGGGUGUCCUUGCAUCCGUAGCUCUCGCCCAACAGGGGAAGAUCGCAGUCAUUGGCACCGUGCCAUGCAGCACCGCCACCGUCGCAGCGAAAUCAAUGCCUGCCUUUCCAAGGCAUGCGGAGUGGCAUCAGACGGCAUCACCCCGAGCUCUUGGGACAAGACGCGUCGCACGAUACCUUGAUGCGACGGUGCAGGUACAGUGUGGGAGCAGUGUCAUCGCCAGCACCACCACCAACAGCAAUGGAGCAUUUGCGAUGCUACUGAGUGAACAAACCUCAACUGUGUCCGAUCUUUUGAGUAGCUGCAAGCUAGUCAUCCCCACCCCUGUCUCCACCUGCGACGCGUCGCUCCGGGCCACCGGGAAGCUGCAGUCGCCCCUCCAACUUCUCUCAGGUACUGGUCUCGACGGACUUCUUGGGAACAAAAGCUUGCUCGGUGACAUUUUCGGUAAAGGCGGAUUGCUCGGUGGAAUUCUGGGAGGUGAUGGCCUUCUUGGUGGAAUUCUUGGCCCGUCCAAGUACACCGUCGCUGGGAACUGAGAAAGAAGACAGCGUUAUAUGAUCCGUCAUACGAACUUCAAAUACGUCCAUCUGCAUGCCUAUGUAUCCUCGGACUCCACUACAAACGAUAUGUUCCCUUAGCGAGCUUGAUGCUGGGAACACUAUGACCUUAUGUACCUUCUCAUAUGAGACUAUGAAUAAAAGGUAAAGCUUCUAUA